This is a messenger RNA of Loa loa (African eye worm), 2287 nucleotides long. RefSeq names its product acetyltransferase. Gene Ontology annotation, molecular function: histone H3 acetyltransferase activity; protein binding. The transcript is spliced from 14 exons. The record is from RefSeq and is a predicted model, not a curated record. Bases 1 to 2190 code for a protein of 729 amino acids. Lineage: Eukaryota; Metazoa; Nematoda; Chromadorea; Rhabditida; Onchocercidae. Gene Ontology annotation, cellular component: histone acetyltransferase complex; nucleus. Gene Ontology annotation, biological process: chromatin remodeling; positive regulation of transcription by RNA polymerase II.
AUGAAGUUGUUGUCCGAAGACGAGUUGUUAGAUGAGAAAAGCUGGAAAAAACUAGCGAUGCACACGAGAUGCUCUCUGUGUCAUUGUCGCGGUUGGAAAUUAAUGUGUGAUAGCGAGAAUCCCUAUGUGAUAACCAGUGCUUUUCUUGAUGACGUUCUUUUCUCAACACCUUGCGAAACAUGCAAGCACUCUCUUGGAAGACAUUUAGACAGGUUACAAGAGAAGAAAAAAAAUGAUGUUAAAAAGUUAUUGUUGAUGAUGUCAGAUGCAGAGAAAAUGCAGGAAAGGCUUAUCGGAGACGAGUCUUCUGAAAUUCUGCAGGUCGUUCAGCAAACUCAGAGAGCUUUAACGAAAGAAAUCAGCAGCGGUAGUUGUGAAGGAUCAAUUACAUGUUCGUUUGGGUUUCCACCAUUUGAGCCUGUAUCAAUUGAAGACAUUGUUUCGAAUUUCGUUGUCAACAAAAGCGGUGGGAAACAAAAGGAACUGGAAAAUAUUGUAGAAACAGCAUCAAAUUUUUACGUGCAUUUAUUUCGAUAUCGUAUUAAUGAGAAUCUGGAAGAUUUGACAGCAGAAGAAACAGUGUCCUGUCCAAAUCUGUUAUCUUAUCGUAUCAUCUAUGCAAGGUGGUUGCGGUUCUGUUCCUUGCCCAAGAAGCACGGAUCUCUUCGACUAUAUUGUGUUAUUAAGAUCUUUGGUCGCAAAUUUCUAAUCACUUUGCUUCCAUUUUUUAUAAGUGACGUGAAAGAGCGUGCUAAUUUUUUCAAAGAUCAGGUCAUCGGAAAACUAAUUGAUUUUGCAUCUGACUUAAGAAAAAAUUUGAGUUGCAAUGACUCGCUGACGGAUUCAUCUAUAUUACUUACUUUUCCUGAGGGAGUUUCUCGCCCCACUCUCAAACGAGGAUGUUCCGUUUGGGUUGUCGAGCCUCAUCUAGACAUAACUGCAAAUUUUUUUGGAACAGAAUCUGAACAAUCAAAUUCAAGUAUGCAACUUGAAAUAGGACGUGAGGUUGAUGAGUCUUUGAUGGUACGAUUAAUUGCUCGUAUGGAAUUGACAUAUAGGACAUCGAAACCUCUGGUGCAUAGAAUGGAUGCUUUUGAAGUAGACGUUGCUAGGAGUGAAGUAUCGCGAUUGGAGGAAUGUAAUGGUAUCAUUUCUUUUCAUGUAAUUUCAAAUAAUUUCGACACGGAUCAGAGCCGUCAAAAGCUGGCAUGGUUAUUGCAGCUGCAAUGUUUGUUUAGUACACAACUGCCUCGCAUGCCUAAAGAGUAUAUCACGAGGCUUGUUUUCGAUAAUCGUCACAAAAAUUUGGUCAUCGUCAAAAAAGGGCGAGGUGUAAUUGGAGGUAUUUGCUUUAGGCAAUUUCCAGCACAAGGGUUUAUCGAAAUCGUAUUUUGCGCUGUAACUGCAAAUGAACAGGUAAAAGGUUAUGGUACUCGUUUGAUGAAUCAUUUGAAAGAUUAUCAUGUGGAAGCUUGUCAUAUAUAUCACUUCUUGACAUAUGCAGAUGAAUUUGCUGUUGGUUACUUCAAAAAACAAGGCUUUUCCGAAAAAAUAGCAAUGGACAAAAAGCAGUAUCAUGGUUACAUCAAAGACUAUGAAGGGGCAACGUUAAUGGGCUGCCAAUUACAUCCAUGGAUAGUUUAUACAAACUUUGCGGUAUGUUUGAAACGCCUUCACGAUGUUUAUCGAAAUGCCGUGAAAGAAAGUUUUUUCGAGGAAGAGAAAAAAUGUCCAGGAGUUGAAAACGUCUUCCAGUGGCAUGAAGGAUCGUUAGUUCCAUAUGCCGAGUUGCCUGGGUUAGAACAAUGUAAAGAUGAGUCAGUGCCACAUGAAGAACUUCAGCACAAAAUUCGAAGCAUACUUCAUAAAUUGCGGGCUGAUAAAUCGUCAUGGCCAUUUCUAAAACCAGUAAAUGCGGAGGAAGUUCCGGAAUACUAUGGUUACAUUAAAUUUCCUACUGAUUUGAAAACAAUAAAUGAGCGCUGUAGAGCGAAGUAUUAUGUGCAUGAAAGACUGUUUGUUGCCGAUCUUCGACGGUUAUUUAACAACUGUUUCAAAUUCAAUGCACCUAAAACUUUGUAUUAUAAAGCAGGAUAUGAUUUGGCAGAGACUGCCCGAAAGCUAUGUCAAAAAGCAUUCCCAUAUUUGGACAUAUAUCCAGAACUUCCUGAUGCAAAACCCGAACUGUAGAGCUGUUAUUAUUCAUUUGUUUUCUGUUUUGCACAACGAUAUUCUUUGUUAUGUUCCGAAUUUUUUAUAUUCUACUUCGCUUGUUAUAAUAUCACCA